AUGGGUGAUAGGCAAAUGCAAGUGCAGCUGAGAAAUUUCUGUAUGGCUGACGUAGAUGAUUUCUAUGAAUGGGCAAGUGAUGAAGAAGUUACACGCUUUAUGACGUGGGAGCCUUUCAAAUCGAAGCAAGAGGCAAGAGAAUAUGUUGCAAAAGUCGUGAUUCCUCACCCUUGGUGUAAGGCCAUUGGCCAUAUUAUGCUUAAGCAAGGCAGUGGAAUGAACAGUUGCAGAUCAGAGAUGGGGUAUGCCAUCUCAAGGAAGUAUUGGAAAAUGGGUGUCACCACUCAAGCUGUCAUCACUGCACUCAAAAUCGGAUCGAACGAGUUGCAAGGAAUAACGAGGAUUGAAGCUCUGGUUCUGCCAGAGAAUGUGGCCUCGGCAAGAGUACUGGAGAAGGCAGGGUUUAUCGAGGGGCUGCUACGUAAUUAUGUGUAUCUUAAGGGGAGCCUCAGGGACUGUUUGCUCUUUAGCUUUGUCGUUGCCUCAUCUAUCCAUUGA
Cryptomeria japonica (Japanese cedar) is the source of this 498-nucleotide messenger RNA. RefSeq lists its product as uncharacterized. Lineage: Eukaryota; Viridiplantae; Streptophyta; Pinopsida; Cupressales; Cupressaceae. Gene Ontology annotation, molecular function: acyltransferase activity, transferring groups other than amino-acyl groups. The record is from RefSeq and is a predicted model, not a curated record. The transcript has a single exon. The coding region runs from base 1 to 498 and encodes 165 amino acids.